Messenger RNA from Poeciliopsis prolifica (blackstripe livebearer), 543 nucleotides. RefSeq lists its product as uncharacterized. The coding region runs from base 1 to 543 and encodes 180 amino acids. The transcript has a single exon. The record is from RefSeq and is a predicted model, not a curated record. NCBI's taxonomy places the organism in Eukaryota, Metazoa, Chordata, Actinopteri, Cyprinodontiformes, Poeciliidae.
AUGGCACAAGGCAAAGAGAGUUGUCCCUUGUUUUCUUACACAAUCCUGUGUUCCCUAGCUCUUGCAUCAACUCUGAAAACUCUCAAUUCAAAGCAAGAGCUGCAGGGCAGUGGCUUUGGUCAACCCCCACCCCGCCAUGGUCUCAGGCUUCUGGUGUGGUUUGUCCAGAACUGCCUGGACAACAACAUGAGGGCUUUGUGUAAUCCCAUUGAAAGAACAUUUGGAUUUCAUGAGUUUAAGAAUCAUGGGACACAUCCUCUUCUACCAGUAAUUCAUGACACAAAGGAGUAUGGAUAUUACACCAUCGGGAACCUCAACUCUCCUCAUGCUGAGGACCUGCCUUACAACGUGAGGAAGGACUACAACCCCAGAGAUCCUGACAGUAACAAGGACAGAGUUCUUGUGAGAUACAACAAGAACAACAGAUGCAUUGAGGACAUAUAUGCAUCUGGACAUUAUUAUUCAAAAGAGACAUUCAAAAUAGGCCCAAAUCUUCUUGCUGCUCUUCGACAAAAAGACAAAUCUUGCUUUAAUGGAAAUUAG